AGUCCUGGUGGGAGCAGAAGAGAGUGAAGAUGGAAGAGCAAAGCUUUGCUGGCCCUGAGGCAGGAAACAUCCAGGAAGGGAGCAGUGCAGAGCUCUGGGAAGGAAGAGUGCAGGAGGACCAGCCUGGGAGCAACACCUGCUCAGAGACGGAGCGCCAGGGCUUCAGGGACCUCUGCUACCAGGAGGCUGAAGGGCCCCGAGAGGUUUGCAGCCGACUCCACCUCCUUUGCCGCAAGUGGCUGAAGCCAGAAAGGAACACGAAAGCUGAGAUGCUGGAUCUGGUGGUCCUAGAGCAGUUCCUGGCUGUCCUUCCGCCGGAGGUGGAGAGCUGGGUCAGAGAGUGUGGAGCGGAGACCAGUUCCCAGGUGGUGGCCCUGGCAGAAGGCUUCCUCCUGAGCCAGGCAGAGGAACAAGAGCAGGGGAUGUUGGCCAGAGCACCCACAGAUUUCCCUGAGGCAGAGAAGGCUCCACUGGGCGCCAGUCAGAGGCCCCUGGGCAGAUGGACUUUGCAGGAGGGUGAUGGAGGACCCUCCUCCCUGGGGAGCAGAAAAACCAACAGAGAGAGUGAACUGAUCCUGGGGGAUCCUUCUAGGACUCCUUCGCUUGGUGGUAGAGUGGAAGCGGUUUCUGGGCAGCCUGGGCAGACCUUUGAGGAGGUGGCCGUGCAUUUCUCGGAGGAGGAGUGGGCUCUGCUGGAUCCAGGCCAGAGGACUCUGCACAAAGAAGUCAUGGAGGAGAAUCGUGGGAUCCUGGCCUCUCUGGGUGAGCGCAAGGAAAAUGGCGUACACCAGAGGAGGAAAACUGGAGCUGAAGAGAAGCAGGGAAUCAAGUCCAUUUCUUUUGAAGGGUCAGACGUCUGUGAAACUCCCGUACUAGAAGAACCUUUUGAACAAAAUAAUAGGAAUAUGCACAGUGAGAAGAGACAGCGGAAAGGCUCAGGGAAUGUAAAGACUCAGAAGAUACAUCUUAGCAAAUGUCAAAGAUUUUACACAGGGCAGAAAAGAUUUCAAUGCUUAGAGUGUGAAAAGCAAUUCAGGUUCAACUCACAACUUAACUUGCAUAAAAGAAUUCACAGAGGUGAGAACCCCUAUGAAUGCUUAGAAUGUGGAAAGAGCUUUGCUAACUGCACAGGCCUAAAGCAACAUCAGAGAAUUCACACAGGUGAGAAGCCCUAUAAAUGCUUAGAGUGUGGAAAGAGCUUUGGUCGUAGCACAAGCCUUAAGCGGCAUAAAAAAUUUCAUACAGGGGAGAAGCCCUAUAAAUGCUCAGAGUGUGGAAAGUGCUUUGCUGACAGCACAUAUCUUAAAGUACAUCAAAGAAUUCACACAGGGGAGAAGCCAUAUAAAUGCUCAGAUUGUGAAAAGAGCUUCAUUCAGAGCUGUGAUCUUAAGCAACAUCAGAGGACUCACACAGGGGAGAAGCCCUUCAAAUGCUCAGAAUGUGGAAAAGGUUUCAGUUGCAGCAUGAGCCUUAAACACCAUCACAGAAUCCACACAGGGGAGAAGCCCUUUCAAUGUUCUGAGUGUGGAAAGAGCUUCUGUCAGAGCAGCCAACUUAAAGUGCAUCAGAGGACUCACACGAGCGAGAAGCCCUUUCAGUGCUCAAAAUGUGGAAAGGCUUUCAGUUACAACAGAAGCCUUAAACACCAUCAGAAAAUCCACACAGGGGAGAAGCCCUAUCAAUGCUCAAACUGUGGGAAGAGUUUUUCUGACAGCACAUAUCUUAAAGUACAUCAAAGAAUUCACACAGGGCAGAAGCCAUAUGAAUGCUCAGAUUGUGGAAAGAGCUUCAUUCAGAGCUCCAACCUUAAGCAACACCAAAGAAUUCACACAGAGGAGAAGCCCUUCAAAUGCUCAGAAUGUGGGAAGAGCUUCAAUCAGAGGUCCCACUUCAAGCAACAUCAAAGCACUCAUGCAGCUGAAAAGCCCUUUGAAUGCUCAGAGUGUGGAAAAGAUUUCACCUGCAGCUUAAGCCUUAAAUUUCAUCAAGGAAUUCACACUGGGGAGAAGCCCUACAAAUGCUUAGAGUGCAGAAAGAGCUUUGUUCAUAAAACACUACUUAAGCGGCAUCAAAGAAUUCACACAGGGGAGAAGCCCUAUAAAUGCUCAAGCUGUGGGAAGAGUUUUUCUGACAGCACAUAUCUUGAAGUGCAUCAAAGAAUUCACACAGGGGAGAUGCCGUAUAAAUGCUUGGAUUGUGGAAAGAGCUUCAUUCGGAGCUUUGACCUUAAGCAACACCAAAUAAUUCACACAGGGGAGAAGCCUUUUGAAUGCUUAGAGUGUGGAAAGACCUUUGCGCACAGGACAGUACUUAAGCGACAUCAAAGCACUCACACAGGGGAGAAGCCCUAUAAAUGCCUAGAGUGUGGAAAGCGCUUUGCUGACAGCACAUACUUUAAGAAACAUCAAAGUAUUCACACAGGGAAGAUGCCAUGUAAAUGCUCGGAUUGUGGAAAGGGCUUCAUUCGGAGCUUCGACCUUAAGCAACACCAAAUAAUUCACACAGGGGAGAAGCCCUUUGAAUGCUUAGAGUGUGGAAAGACCUUUGCUCACAGGACAGUACUUAAGCGACAUCAAAGCACUCACACAGGGGAGAAGCCCUAUAAAUGCCUAGAGUGUGGAAAGAGCUUUGCUGAUGGCACAUACUUUAAGAAACAUCAAAGCAUUCACACAGGUGAGAAGCCCUUUCUAUGUUCUGAGUGUGGAAAGAGCUUCAUUCGGAGUGGUGAACUUAAGCAACACCAAAGAAUUCACACAGGGGAGAAGCCCUUCAAAUGUUCAGAAUGUGGGAAGAGCUUCAAUCAGAGGUCCAGCCUCAGGCAACAUCAAAGCACUCAUGUUGCUGAGAAGCCCUUUGAGUGUUCAGAGUGUGGAAAAAGCUUCCGUUUGAGCAGCCACCUUAAGUUGCAUCAAAGAAUUCAUGUAGGGCAAGAAGCCGUACAGAUGUUUAGAGUGUAG
This is a messenger RNA of Elgaria multicarinata webbii, 2957 nucleotides long. RefSeq names its product zinc finger protein 420-like. Gene Ontology annotation, biological process: regulation of DNA-templated transcription. The record is from RefSeq and is a predicted model, not a curated record. The transcript is spliced from 5 exons. Bases 30 to 2957 code for a protein of 975 amino acids. Lineage: Eukaryota; Metazoa; Chordata; Lepidosauria; Squamata; Anguidae.